UCACGGGUUCCCACAAUGCACCUGGAGGCUGCUAAGAUGGCGGCGCCUGUGGUGUGGGGCAGCCCGCUUUUGACCCUCUUCAAGAGACCAAGAUCCUUCCUUUCGGCCGCCGGGAAGGCUGCAGUUCGAGUCCGGAGCCGGUGUAAGAGUGGCAGGACUGUCUUGCAGCUUCAUCGGCGAGGCAUCUUUAAAGACAUCUUCCCAGAGGGCGGCGACCUGCCCCAGCUCCUCGAAUCCGGGCCCCAGACCUUGUACUGCGGCUUUGAUCCCACUGCCGACAGCCUGCAUGUUGGUAACCUGCUGGCUGUCAUCGGCCUGCUGCACUUUCAGCGGGCUGGCCACCGCAUCCUGGUGCUACUGGGAGGAGCCACAGCUCGGCUGGGUGACCCGAGCGGCCGGAUCAGCGAGCGGGAGGCCGUGAGUGCGGACACGGUGCAGAAGAACGCCCGGGGCAUCCAGGAGGGGAUCCUCAGCGUCUUCCAUAACCACCGUUUUUGCUUCUGCAGUGAUGCCGAAGCCGCCAAUUUGGGGCCGCUCAGUAUUCUCGAUAACUGGUCUUGGUAUAAGGAGAAAGAGAUAGUUAGCUUCCUGGAUACAGUGGGUCGACACUUUCGGAUGAGCACCAUGUUGAGCAGACACAGCGUACAGUCCCGACUCAAGAGCCCAGAGGGCAUGAGUUUGACUGAGUUCACUUAUCAGAUGUUUCAGGCAUACGACUUUUAUUAUUUAAAUCAACAUCACAAUUGCAGAAUCCAACUGGGAGGGACAGAUCAACUGGGUAACAUGAUGUCUGGAUACGAAUUUAUACACAAGGUGACUGGACAAGACGUUUAUAGCAUCAUGGUACCACUUGUAACCAGUUCAUCAGGAGACAAGCUGGGAAAAACUGCAGGAAAUGCAAUAUGGUUGAACCGAAACAAGACUUCACCCUUUGAGUUCUACCAGUACUUUGUCAGGCAACCAGAUUCAAAUAUAGAAAGGUAUCUAAAACUUUUUACCUUCAUCCCACUUCCUGAGAUUGAAAGCAUCAUGGACAUCCACAGAAAAGAUCCAGGAAAGCGACAUGCCCAGAAACGACUAGCUGCAGAAGUGACCAAAUUGGUUCAUGGUAAAGAAGGACUAGCGACUGCCAAAAGAUGUACAAGUGCACUCUACCAUAGUAGUAUGGAUGCCCUAGAGACUAUGUCAGAUGAAGAACUGCAAGAAUUGUUUAAAGAGGCACCGUUCUCUGAGAAUCUCCUUGAGCCAGGCACAACAGUGCUGGACCUUUGUCGUAAAGCUAGUGCUAUUCCAGAUGGCCCAAGAGGGUACCAGAUGAUCACGGAUGGUGGAAUUUGGAUUAAUCACAUACGAGUGACAAAACCAGAACAAGUGCUAAUUUUGGGACAGCAUAUUCUGACAAAUGGGCUAUCAUUGCUUAGAGUUGGAAAGAAGAAUUAUCACAUAGUCAAAUGGCUCAAUUUGGCAGAAUAGUUACUGCAGUUUGUGGAUGUGAUUUUGUUGUGAUAAUGAAUCUGUAUUUCAGGCUUAAUUUAAAAACAUCACUUUGAGGCAUCAGUUUAAUUGGGGGAAUCUGGAGUCACUGGGAGUUCUAAUCAUGUCAUUGUAAAGGUUUAACACAGAGGUGCUUCCAUUAACCCGAGCAAUGGACUUCUAGAGCUAACAUUGGAAAAGCUUUCAAAUUGUAAUUUUUUUUUAAUAUUUAUUGUGUAAGUGUUGAAGAUUUUGAAUGAGUCACUUUUCAUUAACAGUACGUCUUUUCUGAAGAGGGACGACUGUUAACCAUUCCUCUUGGUCAACCAAUUAUAUUAGUUGGAUCAGUAUGAAGAAUUGGUACUUCUACUGCAUCAUUCUUUUUAUUUAAAUGGAAAUGGGAAAACAAAAGAGGCUCAAUACAUAGAAUUGAUCCCAUUUAGGAUAACAUUUUGUAAGUUAGAAUCUCUUAUUGAUAGUAAUUGAACUCUUUCACCCAAUUGUAAUAUAACUGGGACAGAAUUGCACUCUCUGAAUGGAUGUUCUCUCAAACUCAGGAUUUCUGGAAUCCUGUUUCAAAUUUACUUGCUGCCAUCUGUUUAUGGAGCCACCGUGCUAUAUGUAGACUUUUAUGCUCACUCAGUGAAAAAGGCCACAAAUGGCUACUGUGAUCAGGUGACUAAUUAUUACAUAAGGCUAUUUUUAUAAAUAUGUACAUAAUGUAUGGAAAAGCUUCACAGUAGAAAAACAGGAAAUGAAUUUAAAAACGU
Messenger RNA from Rhincodon typus (whale shark), 2243 nucleotides. It is a transcript of the gene yars2, whose product is annotated as tyrosyl-tRNA synthetase 2, mitochondrial. Gene Ontology annotation, cellular component: mitochondrion; cytosol. The record is from RefSeq and is a predicted model, not a curated record. Gene Ontology annotation, biological process: tyrosyl-tRNA aminoacylation. NCBI's taxonomy places the organism in Eukaryota, Metazoa, Chordata, Chondrichthyes, Orectolobiformes, Rhincodontidae. Gene Ontology annotation, molecular function: tyrosine-tRNA ligase activity; RNA binding; ATP binding. The transcript has 5 exons. Bases 16 to 1473 code for a protein of 485 amino acids.